CUUCUCUUUAUAUCUCUAUUUACAAGUAAUUAACGUACCAUCAUAAAUAUUCUCAACUGAACAAAACAAGGCGAACAUAAAUAAUAGGAGAAUUCAUCAAUAUUCUUGCUUAUAACUAUUAGAUUUUGUUUUAAAAAUUUUUUUGGGACUUUUGGAACCGGUCAUUACAAUCGGAAAUAAAUUGGAUUUAUUAAAGUUUUCUUUUUUUUUCAAUCGUUAUUAAUAGAAAUAAAAGCAAUGGAAACGAACUCUGCAAAAGAUGCUGUCUUUGUGGCUUCUGAAAGACCCAAAGAAAUGGAUGUGAUUGUUGAAGGCCCUGAUUUCAGUCACUACGACGAGCGAAAGCAAAAAGGUGGAUCUGGAAUUACUGUUGAGGAGUUGAUGCAAUCAUAUGCGAAGAUGGGAUUUCAAGCUACGCACCUUAGCCAAGCAAUUGAAAUUAUCAACGAAAUGAAAGAUUGGCGUGAUCCUAAUCCUCCAGAGGGAAAGAGCGACAAGGCUACCAUUUUUCUGGGCUAUACUAGUAACCUAAUCUCGUCCGGCAUUCGUGAAAUUCUACGUUAUUUGGUGCAACACAAAUGUGUAGAUGUUCUUGUAACAACUGCAGGAGGUGUAGAAGAAGAUUUGAUUAAGUGUCUCGGUCCUACUUAUAUUGGUGACUUCCACUUGGAAGGAAAAAACCUUCGUGAAAAAGGUUUGAACCGUAUUGGCAAUCUCAUCGUGCCAAACGAUAACUAUUGUCGCUUUGAAGAAUGGCUCAUGCCUAUUCUUGACAAGAUGGUAGAAGAGCAAGAGACUCUUGGUACGCAUUGGACUCCUUCCUCAUUCAUACAUCGUCUUGGUAAGGAAAUUAAUGACGAACGAAGCGUCUACUAUUGGGCUUAUAAGAAUAAUAUUCCAGUCUAUUGUCCUGCUUUGACAGAUGGUUCAAUCGGUGAUAUGCUUUACUUUCAUACCUACAAGGCCGAUCCCCGCCCUAUUAACCUUGAUAUUGUGGCCGAUAUCCGCAAUGUCAAUUCACAUGCUGUGCGUGCUAACAAGACGGGUAUCAUCAUCCUUGGAGGUGGUAUUGUAAAACAUCAUAUAUGCAAUGCAAACUUGAUGCGUAAUGGUGCUGACUGGAGCGUAUACAUAAACUCUGCGAAUGAAUUCGAUGGUAGUGAUGCUGGUGCACGUCCUGAUGAGGCUGUCAGUUGGGGAAAAAUCCGCUCUGAUGCCAAAAGAGUGAAGGUUUAUGGUGAAGUAAGCCUUCUCUUCCCCCUAAUCGUCGCUUCUACAUUUGCUAACUAAAGCGCUUUAUCGUUAAUUUCUUCUUUAUAUCUGAUACCUGUUUUUCAUAUAAGCCAAGGAAAUUAACUAAAAAGGAUUCUUUUAAUACAAGUACAAAACAGGAAGGGUUUUUUUCGAAUAUCUUUAUAAUAACUUUCUAGGAGUCUAAGGGUUUUUCUAAUUAGUCUUUCUACACUGCUAGAUAUUCAUACCACUUAUGUAAUUUUCCUUCUCCCCAGUAUCCUUCAUAGAACAGCUAAAUAAUCUAUUGCAAUUAUUUUUUUGUUAGAUAAACUGUCAACCUUGGAUCCAAAUUUUUACUGUAGAUCUUCCAAAUGCGUCUA
Molecule: messenger RNA, 1613 nt
Organism: Schizosaccharomyces cryophilus OY26
Lineage: Eukaryota; Fungi; Ascomycota; Schizosaccharomycetes; Schizosaccharomycetales; Schizosaccharomycetaceae
Product: eIF-5A-deoxyhypusine synthase
Exons: 4
Coding region: 238-1290 (350 amino acids)
Biological process (GO): peptidyl-hypusine biosynthetic process
Cellular component (GO): cytoplasm
Molecular function (GO): deoxyhypusine synthase activity
Source: RefSeq, a predicted model, not a curated record